This is a messenger RNA of Ruditapes philippinarum (Manila clam), 7325 nucleotides long. RefSeq names its product transmembrane channel-like protein 5. Bases 208 to 2571 code for a protein of 787 amino acids. Gene Ontology annotation, cellular component: plasma membrane. The record is from RefSeq and is a predicted model, not a curated record. Gene Ontology annotation, molecular function: mechanosensitive monoatomic ion channel activity. NCBI's taxonomy places the organism in Eukaryota, Metazoa, Mollusca, Bivalvia, Venerida, Veneridae. The transcript is spliced from 21 exons.
AACAAAUAUCAAAUAGGAAGUAAUCUAAAUUUUGUAGCUUUUACAGAGAAAAUACAUAUAAAUUUGUAAUGUUAUAUAGAUAUAAUUAUUUGUGACAUGUAAACUGUACAAUGUGAUUGAUCUUUUUUUUUAUUGGCUCCUGCCAGAAAUCAUUCCUUUGAAAAUAACCAGUUAUCAAGAACACAGGACAGAGUGGUGUAAAAAGUAAUGGAUGGAUAUCGGAGGCAAGAUCCAUACAGAAGUAGCAGGGAACAAAUUCCACUGUCAAAUAUUAAUCCAGGUUAUCAGGAUGAGAUAGUGCCCGAUUAUCCUCGUGCAGCAUUUAGUGAACAUGGUCCUGCUAUUCCACUUGACCGGCGACCAUCUGAUGCCUCAAGUUUUACCUCAGAACAUGGUAUAGGAGUUCAUAGAAGGUCACAAUGGGCAAAAGAAGAAGGCCCAAGAGAUACUGCAAUCUUGUUAGAAAGUCUUCCUAGCAAACAGUUAGAAAAAAUGGCGAGUGAGAUUGCACAUGGCUCAUCUAUCAGGAAAAAGUCCACUAAAAGGAAAUCGUUCCAUGCUAACAUGCAUAUACCUACAGGAAGAGAUGCAUCAGAAGAUUUCAUUCGAGCUGUACACGAUAAUCCCGAUGCUGCUGAAAUUGAAGAUGAUGAUAUAAAGGCCAUGACAAUGAAUCUUUCACAGAAACGUAGGCUAAAGAGUGAAGUCAGCCUUAAAAGAAAACAACCCAAAACACUGACACGCUGGAAACGGUUCAAGUACAACUGUAGCAUAACAUGGAAACACUUCAAGUAUAAUCUUGCAGAGUUUGGGUACUUUCUGAAAUUAUGGAGGGGUCAUAUGAAGAAGAUAGAAGGUCAUUUUGGUACAGGUGUACUUUCGUACUUCCUGUUUCUGAAAUGGUUGUUUUAUAUCAACAUUCCGGUGUUUGUGUUAACAUUUGGUUUUGUGAUACUGCCUCAGAUGUUGUAUAGAUAUGUGGUACAGAAAGGCAAUGCGUUCAAACAGAAUGUUUCAUUUACUGGAAAGGAGUUGUUAACUGGUUCAGGUUGGUUUACAGACACAGAGAUGUAUUAUGGUAACUACACGUAUGAGACGUUCAGUAUAACAGAAGAUUCCUACUACAACAUGAAAUAUGCAUACCUGUUUACAUGUGGCGGAUACUACCUUAUGUGUCUGAUUAUUUUAGCUUUAAGCAUAUCUAAAUCAUACAAGAAGAACUAUAUAGAGGGUAGUGGAGCGUUUGACUUCUAUUAUGUCAGUCGAGUAUUCUGUGGCUGGGACUAUGGUAUAACAGCAAAAAAUUCUGCUACACUUAAACAUAAAGGAAUAUAUAAUGAACUUAAGGAAUAUUUAUCUGGUUCAAGAAGAGAGGAUGAGGAAAGGACAUUUGGUCAGAAAUGUAAAUGGUUCAGUAUUUGGGUGCUAUCAAAUCUACUUAUACUAGGAAUGAUUGCUGGAUCUGGUUAUCUCAUCUUCUAUAUAUCAGAUACACAGUCUGUUAAUGGAGAAAGUUUUAUAAGCCUGGUUGACAUUCCAGUGUUGAGUGAGAUGGCCAUGCCUCUAUGUGUGUCAGGGGUUAACCUAGUACUCCCAUUUAUAUUCUCUUUAUUUGCCAGAAUAGAAAACUACGAGAAACCAAAGAAUGAACUUUACAUGAAUAUGUCUAGAACUAUGUUAUUGAAAGCUGUUACUUUGGGUGUCCUUGUGUAUUUCUGGUAUCAGAAGCUGUCCCAUGAUUGUAGAGAGACGUUUAUUGGUCAACAGAUUUACCGUCUAGUGAUAGUGGAUUUUAUCUUCAUUCUACUUACAACAUUUUUCGUUGAGUUUGUUAGGAGGUUGAUGAAAGAAUAUUGCUGUAAAUCAUUGAGUUAUCCAGAGUUUGAGAUAGGCAGAAACACGCUUAACUUGAUCUAUUCACAGGCAUUAUGUUGGUUAGGGAUGUAUUUUGCACCAAUGUUGUCACUCAUUAUGAUCAUCAAACUUUUCAUCAUUUUCUAUGUUAAAAGAGUGAGUGUAAUACAGAACUGUAAACCAUCACUACGACCUUGGAGAGCAUCAAGGGCACACACAAUCUUCAUGGGUUUUCUCUUCUGUUUCUUUAUCAUGGCAACAGCAGCAGUGGCUUGUGCCAUUAUCUUUUUAAAGCCAAGCACAGGUUUGGUCCAUUCCGGUAACCAUACAAUCAAAGUGUUGACAUAUUAUAUGAGGAUUGUGAUGGUAGGACAUAAAGAGAUGGUAGAUCUUCUUAGACAACAACUCUCCAUGGAGGGUAGAGACAAGGCUUACCUGUUGAACAUGUUGCAAGCUGCAAACAAGAAACACAAAGACCGGCCAAAAACAGGGGGUCGUAUACUAUCCUCUGGGUCUGAGGCUUCAGGGACACUCACAAGUACUGCUCCAGAUCAUAGAUGGUCACUCCAAGACACUAGCAUCCACUCACCAUGUGGUAGACAAUUUGUGAAGCAACUGGCUGCCACAGCAGACAAGAUGAAAAAUGAGAACACACCUAUACAACAAACACGGAGGAGAAAUAGAGAUGACCCUGGGGCAGGGGCAGCUUCUCCCUGAUUCCUGCAAUGUUGUGUCAUAUUCCAAAAGUGAAAUAAGUUCAUGGACAUGUAAAGUUUAUGAUUAUGCCAUAUGUCUUUAUAAACAAAUCGAAACCCACCCUUUUUUAUCUAAAAAGAACUUUUGUCACAAACUUUUAGAACUUAAUAUUCAAUAACUGUAUACAGCACACAAUUUAAAACACAGUUUACAAAUCAUUUGUUUCAUUAUGCAAAAGGCAUUACUUUAAGCAGUACAAUCAAUUUUCAUUCAUUUAUUCAUAGAGCAGUAAAGACAAGGCUAGUUUAGCUUACCUCUAUGUGUGUUCAAGGUUUCUUCAUCAGUCAUGCUACAAUCAUUAAACUGUUAUGUUAGAGAGAAAAACUGUACAUUAUAAUUAUAUGAUGAUGUCGGUGUGUACUACACUGAUAAGAUAGAAAUCCAGUUUGUUAACAAUCUGAUUAAAAUCAGCUCUUUGAUUAAUGCUAUGCAAUGGGAUCUGACUGGCACUUAUAGGAGGUGAAAGUGGUGUGGUGUCUAAUUUCAAGAAAAAACAUGGCGUUGUCCAUAUAGCCUGACAAAACAAUUAUGCCCACUAAAAUUGAAUUUAUUGUUUCCAUUUUAUUUGUUUUAAAUUACAUCAAUUUUAUUUUUUUUGUACAAAAUCAAUUAUUUGUUUUACUUUCAUGGACAGUGAUAUUUUGAUACUUCAUCAAAUGCCUAUCUGUAAAGGAUGAUUUGAUUGCAUUGCUUGAACUUUCUCGGGCAAUCCAAAUUACAAUGAAGGCGACACAAAUAUGGUGGCAAUCAGAUCUACAUGCAGGAAAACUUAAGUAGAUCUGAACUUUAGUCAGAUUGGUUUGUUAGAAUACUUGUAAAUAUAGAUACAUCACAUAGCUGUAUUAAUGGAUCUUUUGUUAGUCUUACUUCAUUGGUCUUAAAACUAGCCUUCAUAUUAGGGUAAUUUUCUAUCUGUACAUGUACAGGGUUUUUGCUAAAUAUAUGUAUUUUUUUUCUUACAAACAAGUUGUAGGAUUUAUAUGUAGACAAGAGUCCAAUGCUUUUUGUCAUAGAAAAAAGAAGAAUGUAGAAUUAUAGUUUCCAGAUCUCAAGAAUUGGCUGAUUUAUCUCCCCAAUAAUGCUGAUUUACUUUAAAUUGUGUACAUGAUGGUUAGUUAUUUUGAUAUACAAUAUUAUGAAUCAUGAUUGACUAGACAAAUGAAAUAAAUAGCUGAGAGUGUAAUAAAUGUUGUUUAUUUAGGCAGACUUCUUUAGAUUGAUCCCCAAACUCUGUUGGGAUGACAUUGCAUAAUACAAGUAUUAUGAUGUUACAAAGAUUUUACACCAUGUAUACAUGUUGUAUGAACAAUUAUUUCAGAAGUAUUAUACACAUAUAUAAAUUAUGUACCAGUGAUCUGAUCAAUGUGUUGUUAUUUUAUCAUUUUGCUGGAUAUUUGAAUGACAAUGAGUUUGUCAUUAUUUGGUUGUGAUUUAAUAUUGAUGCAAAUUGUUUUUCUAUACAAAUUGAAAAUAUAGUGUUAGUAGACACCAUGCUCUCAUACUAUAUGCAUUGCUUUCAAAUUUUUCAAAUAUUAUGAAGUAUUUAUUAACCUACAAAUGAAGUUUAUUGCCAGAAAUUCGAGGAACUUUUGCUUAGAAAUCAAGAGUUCUAUAUGGCUGUUUCAUUGAUGAACAAAUUAAGUUUAUAACCAACAGAAAAGGUGGAAAGUAUUUUAUAUAAAGGAUAUUUUAAAUAUUUAUAAAAGUUCACUAUGUAAUCAGUUUGGUUUUACAACUCUUCUAGCACUCACAAUUACCAUGUAAGUACUAUGUAACUUUUAGAAUAAGCUGUUUUAAUCUUUCAUUAUUUGUAGUCUUGUCAGGAAUGGUGUCCAGCUUAACAAACUGAGUUCUUUUAUUAAAAUUUGCGAAAAUUUUAUGAGCCAAAUCCCAUUCAAAAUACUAUAGAAAUAUUUAAGUAGUUCCACCAAAAGACAAGCUCUUGUUCAUUUAUGCUGUGCUGUGAAUUUUCGCUUAUUUUGGGAUUGUGAUACUCUUUGUUUAACAAAUUAACUUUAUCUUUAUCUUUUUUUUCUUACAUGGUAAAGACUCUAAUAUUCUGUCUCUUUUUGUUCUGUGAUAAAAUAGUAUCCAGAUUCUCUGUAUUAUUCACAUACUGUAUUGUCCUAAAAUAUAUACAGGUAUUUUAUCAUGUUUUCCAAUUAAGUCUAUGUUCAACAUCAUGUGUGAAAAAAUAAUGUAGAUCCAUACUCAAUUUUUAUAUCUAAUAAAAAAAUAUGAAUCACCACUUAUUAAAAGGUAGUAGUUUGUGUAAUCAACCAAUUAUGAGCUUCUUUUCAAAAGUACUACUAGUAUUUUGAAUCUUUUAGACAUGAUUUAUUUAUAAUAAUGAACAUGGGAGCUUUUUAUAAAUACAAUAUUGUAAGUCAUUAUACCCCCGCACAACAAAGUUGUAAGGGGGGUAUACUGGAAUCAGCUUGUCCGUCCGGCCGUCCGGCGUCCGGCCGUCCGUCGGUUUUUUCUUGUCCGCCCAAUAACUUAAGAUUCCUAUGACCCACAGCCUUCAUAUUUGGCAUGAUGGUUACUCAUGAUUAGUAGAUGACGCCUAUUGAUUUUGAGGUCACCAGGUCAAAGGUCAAGGUCACAGGGGCCUUGACUUCAAAAACCUUGUCCGCCCAAUAACUUAAGAUUCCUAUGACCCACUGUCUUCAUAUUUGGCAUGGUGGUUAGUCAUGAUUAGUAGAUGACCCCUAUUGAUUUUGAGGUCAAAGGUCAAGGUCACAGGGGCCUUGACUUCAAAAAGCUUGUCCGCCCAAUAACUUAAGAUUCCUAUGACCCACUGUCUUCAUAUUUGGCAUGGAGGUUAGUCAUGAUUAGUAGAUGACCCCUAUUGAUUUUGAGGUCACCAGGUCAAAGGUCAAGGUCACAGGGGCCUUGACUUCAAAAACCUUGUCCGCCCAAUAACUUAAGAUUCCUUUAACCAACUGUCUUCAUAUUUGGCAUGGUGGUUAGUCAUGAUUAGUAGAUGACCCCUAUUGAUUUUGAGGUCACCAGGUCAAAGGUCAAGGUCACAGGGGCCUUGACUUCAAAAACCUUGUCCGCCCAAUAACUUAAGAUUCCUAUGACCAACUGUCUUCAUAUUUGGCAUGGUGGUUGUCAUGAUUAGUAGAUGACGCCUAUUGAUUUUGAGGUCACCAGGUCAAAGGUCAAGGUCACAGGGGCCUUGACUUCAAAAAGCUCGUCCGCCCUAUAACUUAAAAUCCUUUGACCCAUAGUCUUCAUAAUUGGCAUGGAGGUUAGUCAUGAUUAGUAGAUGACCCCUAUUGAUUGUGAGGUCACCAGGUCAAAGGUCAAGGUCACAGGGGCCUUGACUUCAAAAAGCUUGUCCGCCCAAUAACUUAAGAUUCCUUUAACCCACAGUCUUCAUAUUUGGAAUGGAGGUUAGUCAUGAUUUGUAGAUGACCCCUAUUGAUUUUGAGGUCACCAGGUCAAAGGUCAAGGUCACAGGGACUUUGACUUCAAAAAGUUUGUCCACCCAUUUAUGACCCACAGUCUUCAUAUUUGGCAUGGAUGUUGAUCAUGACUAUAAGGUGACCCCUAUUGAUUUUGAGGUCACUGGGUCAAAGGUCAAGGUCACAGGGACCUUGACAAAAAAAAAGCUUUUCUUCUUAAUUGUUAAAGAAUGUCCUGUCCGCAACAUUUGAAGCAUGUAGAAUACAUAACUUAGCAAUGCACUGGCUUAGUAACCUCAGAUUUUGCAGGGAGGUUGUCCUUGAGCUCUAAAUGGCCACUGUUGAUUCUGACAAAGUGGUAUGCGGGGGUAUUCACGCCAUGAUAGUGGCAGUUCUAGUUUUUAAACAAAGUAUAUGAUCAUUAUAGCCUAACAUAAACAAUCAACCCCCCUUGGUCUGCUAGUGGCAUCUGAAUAUAUUAAUACAGCUAGUGCAGACCAAGAUCAGCAGGGACUGUCUCAUCAUGGUCUGCACUAGUAUGGCUUAAUGCAAAUAAUACAUUUGAGCCGCGCCAUGACAAAACCAACAUAAUUGGUUUGCGACCAGCAUGGAUCCAGAGCAGCCUGCGCAUCUGCAGUCUGGUCAGGAUCCAUGCUGUUCGCUAUUAGUUUCCCUACUUGUAAAAGGUUUGUAAGCGAACAGCAUGGAUCCUGAUCAGACUGCGCGGAUGCGCAGGCUGGUCUGGAUCCAUGCUGGUCACAAACCCAUUAUGUUGGUUUUGUCAUGACGCGGCUCAUUUAUUGUUAACUUCUAGAUAUUUUAGAGUAUGUUUAUCAAUAGGUUUAUUUUAACAAGUGGUAGGAUUUUGAAGUAUGAAAUUGUUCUCACAUCUUCCUUCUAUCUUAGUAAAUAUACAAAUAUAGUUACUGUGAUCUUCACACUUGUUUUCCAGAAAAAGAACUAUAGCUUAUAAUAAGAAAUAACAUUCUUAUUUUCCAUGAAAAGUGAAAUCUGAUAUAUGUAUAUAUGCAAAUUAAGAUCAAAUUAUUUAUUUGGGUAAAAUUAUUUAUUGAGUCAGCUUUUUGAAAUCAUUGUAAGACUUGACUUUGAAUUUUUAUUAAACAACAACUACUGCAUGUAUAUUUGAUGUGCACACAUUGUACUUAUGUAUUACUACACAUACUUGAUGUGCAAUCUUUGAAUUUAGUAGCUAUUAUUGUUUUUUUAUUCUGACUAUUAUCUUAUUUCAUAUUUUAAACAUGUUAAAAAGUAUUUUAUAUAAAUAAACAGAUGCAAAUUUUU